AUGGCGUUUAUUAAAGAGGAGAGUGAAGAUGUGAAGAUUGAAGAAACAAUCACAGUCAAACAGGAAGAUCUGCAGGAACAAACAGACCUAAUUGAAGAGAAUGAGGGGAGUAAAGAGGAGGAACAUCAUGUCAAAAUUGAGGAAAAAACUCAUUUACAGACUGAUGAUAUUUUGAAAAGGAGAGACAAGAAUUGUUUCACCUGCACUCAGUGUGGAAAGAGUUAUGGAAGUAAAGGCUAUCUUAAGAUUCACAUGAGGAUCCACACCGGAGAGAAACUAUUCACAUGCCCUCAGUGUGGGAAGAGUUUUGGAAGAAAAAGGGAACUUAAGAUUCACAGGAGGAUCCACACUGGAGAGAAACCAUUCACAUGCACUCAGUGUGGAAAGAGUUUCAGCCGAUCAUCACACCUUAAUGAACACAUGAUGAUUCAUACCGGAGAGAAACCAUUCACAUGCACUCAGUGUGGAAAGAGUUUUGGAAGAAAUUUAGAUCUUAAGAUUCACAUGAUGAUUCACACUGGAGACAACCCAUUCAGAUGCACGCACUGUGGGAAGAGUUUUAGCCAAUCAUCAUCCCUUAAUCAACACAAGAAGAUCCACACUAGAGAGAAACCCUUUACUUGCACCCAGUGUGGAAAGACCUUUAACUACUCAUCACACCUUUAUGAACACAUGCGGAUUCACACUGGAGAGAAACCAUUUACAUGCACUCAGUGUGGGAAGAAUUUCAACCAAUCAUCAAACCUUAAUCGACACAUGAGGAUCCACACUAGAGAGAAACCAUUCACAUGCACUCAGUGUGGGAAGAGUUUCAUCUGCUCAUCAUCCCUUAAUCUACACAUUAUGAGCCACACUGGUGAGAAACUUGCACUUAAGCAGCGGUCACAAUGGACUUUUUCCCCCAUGGAUUUCCAUUCAUACGCACGGGAAUGUGUCAGACCGGAAACCAAGUUUGUGUGUCAAGUUUCGCAGUUCACUGCAUUGCAAAGUUCAAGCUUGGUGAACUCUGACCUGCAAAAUCGCAUCACUUGAC
Molecule: messenger RNA, 1033 nt
Organism: Danio rerio (zebrafish)
Lineage: Eukaryota; Metazoa; Chordata; Actinopteri; Cypriniformes; Danionidae
Source: RefSeq, a predicted model, not a curated record